UCAACUGGCUAGUAUUGCUGUCAAUCAUUAGAAACCGACUCCUUUGGGUCUCCAUUUGACCAGCUGCAGCUGAAAAUUUCGAGAAUUUCCAGGAGUGCAGAAGAUUGUGGCUUCCUUAAUUUCUUGCUCUGGAGAUCUGAAUCAAUAGAGAAGUCGGCCUUAUGUACCAUCCAAGAAAGCCUUUCCUUUCUUUCCAUUAGCCAAUUAAGAAAUUUAGAGACACAAAACCAUCACGAGGUCCAUCAGUUUUCGUCAAGAAAUUCAAUUUUUGUGCUUUUUGUCUUUCACUGUGACUGGGGCCUUUGGAGCUACGUUAUGUUAUCAGCGGCCUUAAUUACUUUGGUGAGAAGUGGUGGGAACCAGGUGAAGAAGAGAGUAUUGCUAAGAUCCUUCCUCCUGCAGGACAACAGGCAGGUGACUCCUGCCUGCUACACCUCCACUUCAGAGCCCAGGAGUUCUCGAUUUGAUCCGGACGGAAGUGGGCAGCCAGCCACUUGGGACAAUUUUGGGAUCUGGGAUAACCGCAUUGAUGAGCCAAUUCUGCUGCCACCUAGCAUCAAGUAUGGCAAGCCAAUUCCCAAAAUUAGCCUGGAGAAUGUGGGCUGUGCCUCCCUCAUUGGCAAACGGAAAGAAAAUGAAGAUCGCUUUGGGUUCGCACAGCUGACAGAGGAGGUGCUAUACUUCGCAGUGUACGAUGGGCAUGGGGGACCUGCAGCUGCCGACUUCUGUCACACGCACAUGGAGAAAUGUAUUAUGGAUUUGCUUCCUCGGGAGAAAGACUUGGAAACUGUGCUGACUUUGGCCUUCCUAGAAAUAGAUAAAGCCUUUUCCAGUCACGCACACCUGUCUGCUGAUGCAAACCUCCUGACCUCUGGGACUACUGCAACGGUAGCCCUUUUGAGAGAUGGCAUCGAACUGGUUGUAGCCAGUGUUGGAGACAGCCGGGCUCUUUUGUGUAGAAAAGGAAAACCCAUGAAGUUGACCACUGACCAUACCCCAGAAAGAAAGGAUGAGAAAGAAAGGAUCAAGAAAUGUGGUGGUUUUGUAGCUUGGAAUAGCGUGGGACAGCCACAUGUAAAUGGCAGACUUGCAAUGACAAGGAGUAUUGGAGAUUUGGAUCUUAAAGCCAGUGGUGUAAUAGCAGAACCUGAGACAACAAGGACUAAGCUCUACCAUGCUGAGGACAGUUUCCUGGUCCUCACCACCGAUGGGAUUAACUUCAUGGUGAACAGUCAAGAGAUCUGUGACUUUGUCAACCAGUGCCAUGAUCCUAAUGAAGCAGCUCACGCAGUGACUGAACAGUUACACAUCCCAUGUCAUCUGCUGUAAUCAAUCCUGUCUGGGCUACUUCUCAUCCAACAUAAUAUAAAUAUCUGCGCAUGCUUUCCAUCUGGGCUGCUUCUCUCCAGCCACACCCAUCCUCAGAGUCAAUUCUUCCUGGCCACGUGGUUCUUCUUUAUGGUAACCCAUGGAGAUCCCCCCUUCCUUCCCCUCUCUUCCCUGUCUCUCCUCUUCCUGUGACCUUCUGUCUUCUGAGCCCUCGAACCUUGGCCAUGCCUACCUCAUUUCUGCCCUGCCCGGUGUAGGCAUUAUAUAGAUCAAACAAGGAUUAUUUGGCAGCAAGGUUACACAGCAACAUUUGGUGUACAUAAUCUGCUUAUGAAACAGUAAAAAUCUUGGGAGGCAGUGCCAAGCAACUAACAUCUGAUGAUAUGGUGGCUCUCGAUCAAUCUCCAUGGUACAAUGGUACCUGACACAUUUUAAACGAGGUUUUCGCUUACAAUUUGUUUGUAAACCUUGUGUAUUUCUUGAAGCUAUUUAUACCAGUCUUUGUCAAUUCUUUCUGCUAGUUUUGGCUCCAGGCUGUUUGAUCUGUUUGAUGCUAACUGCAACCCUAAGCACUUCUGAAUAGUACCGAUAACACUCAGCUAUUUGAACUGGUCCCUAAAAGUGACUUAUAAUCCUGCUGCAGACAAUUUAGUUUAUGCCCACUUAUCUGUCAUAGAAGGAAUAUUAUAAGCAUUUUUCUCAUAACUUUGUAUAUAGCCAUUUUUGAGAUUUUAAAUUUUAAGUUAGCAUACAAAGUGGUAGGUUUCUAGCAGUGUUUCCAUACAAAGAUGUUUUUAUAUUUUGUUCUUUUUUAUCCCUCUCCCAAGCUCUUUAAUUUCUUGGGCUACAUUCCUACAAGCAGUUGAUCUUAUGUAGGCUUUUCCAGAAUUAGCACUUAUGUAGGCUUUUCCAUGAUUUGUGCCAUGCUAAGGGUUUCAUGUGUGUCCUCUUUGGAAGGUGCUCAGUUCACACCUCAGUUCACAGGUGGUUUUGUUGCCAAGAUUACUAGAUUGGAAGAUAAGAAAUAUUUGGUUAUGUUAUUCAUGUACAGUUAAUAACCAUCUGAUAUGUGGAUGCAGGGUGAAACCAUCAUAAAACUUGUGAGAUAACUGUAUUUGUUAACUGUAGAAACAGUUGGCUUUCCAGAGAAAGGAUGCUGUCUGUUUGCACAGAAGUCCAGUGACUCCAGGUACUUUUCUCUUCUUCCCUGCACCUGCAGGCAAUACAGUAUGGUACUGAAGAUAACAGCACUGCAGUGGUGGUACCCUUUGGUGCCUGGGGAAAAUACAAGAACUCUGAAAUAAGCUUCUCAUUCAGUAGAAGUUUUGCCUCCAGCGGACGAUGGGCCUGAUAGUCAGCUUCAACUCGGUGUAUCAAUGGGCAUAUCAAGUACCUGGUAAUAGCCAGAAAAUGGCCUGCACUCAUUUGUCCUUGUGACGUGAUAGAUCCCAACACAGCAUAAGCCUACCAGCCACAAACACAGUAGUAUUGUCAGAAAUCUUCAUCAACGUUAUGUUCAACUGUAUAUGCUCAGUGUAAGUACCGUGAUGGAGCUGUGAAGGCACUGUGUGUCUCUGCACUGAGUGGGAGAAGAAGCUGGUUUUGUACACUUGAUGACUGAUAAAUCUACGCAUUUUGUUUGUGAUACUAGAGAUGGAAUCUGGGGUUUUCUAAGUUUUAAGACUACCAGGCAGAUCCAGUUUCUUUUUAGUAAAAUUUGUUCUUUAUUUAUCUGGACAGGGUUUUCUGAAUUUUGACAGCUAGUCAGUGUGUUACUUGCAGGUGUCUUUUCUUUCUCUUUGUUUAAAGUAGGUUCUCACUGGUUGGCCUUGAACUCCUAGGUUCAAACAGUCUUCCUACUUCAGCUUCCUGAGUACCUGGGACUGCAGGAUGCUCCAACUUAAAAGUGAUUUUUGUUGGUUUUUGUUUUGUUUUUAUCUUUAAUUUUUUUUUUUCAGAGCAGAAGCAGCACAGAUUUAUUAAAGGAAAGUGAGAACCUACACCCAGGAGAUGGGUGAAUUCCAAGGGAGUAAUACCCACAGUGUUAUUUUUUAAAUAAAUGUACCAAGGAGUGAAAAUGAAAACUAGGUUACUGUGUCUUAUACUUUGGAUCACUUACUACGAAAUUUAACCUUGAAAAAGAAACUUCUUCAGACAAAAGACAUGGCUAAUGAGUAUGCAUAUUUAUAAACAGCUCUGUUUUGUAUUUCAAAUAUUUGUAUCCUCUUCCCCAUUCAUUCUUAUUUUUAUGCAAUUAACUAUGCUAUAUAGCUGUAAGUGUUCCUUAGUCUCUGGAGAAGAAUGUACUUGCUCUUUGGUUAAAACAUAUAAAGUGAAACACUGAAAGUGUUAAUCUUGUAUAAGUUGUUGUAUGUUUUGUGUGUAGUAUGUUUAUAUCACAUUUUGUGUGCCCAGUAAGCAAGCUGGGUCAUUUGUUGGUUAAGAUAAUGACUGAUACUGUCUAUAGCUUGGAAUUUAUGAGUUUGUGUCUCCAUUUUCCUCAUUUCUAAGGUUUAUGCAAAAGAAUAAAUCUGUUUAAAAGGACAUUCAAAUAUAUCAGCUUGCUAUAUAAAUUAGGAUUGUAAAGCCACACUCCUUUUUACAAAACUGUAUGUAAAUUUGCUGUUAAACUGUGAAUCCCUGAAUGUGUGUUUGGAAUUAAUCUAUAGUUUAUUUUCACAAGCUAUGUAAAUUUGGUUUCUUGUGAUGAGUGUAUAUAUGUAUAUUUUGAAGUAAUAUAAAAUUAAAGGGAACAAUCUUGUGCAGCCUUUAUCAGGUAGCUUUAAAUUAUUGAUAUAUUUGACCCCGCGGACACGCCACAGAUUGAGUGUCACAUUUUCUGCAGUAAAGAAUUGGUGGUAGUAGAUAACCACUGUGGAUUAAAAUAGAUAUGGGGGCCAGAUGUGGUGACCUAUACCUAUACUCUCAGAAUUUGUGAGGAGGAGGCAAGAGAAUCAGAUGGUGACUCUGAGAUCAGCCUGGGCUACCUAGCAAGAUCCAGAGUAGCCUCAGCCACAAUUGUCUGCCAAAACAAAAUAACAACAAAUGGCUAUAAGAGACCUUCUAUUGUGUGUACUUUAUGUGGAUAACCAAAGAACAGAAAUAGCCACAUUGUUGUAUGGUAAUUUGAAUAUAAUAUUGUGGGAUAUAAAAAGACCAGGGAAUGUUAAGAGAAACUUGGGAGUUUGUGGAAGAAACAAAAGAACCUUUAACUUUUGUUUUAAAUAUUUAGUAGACAGAAGAUGCCUCAAAAUAAAAUUUCUCAUCUUCUUGCUUUUGGGGAAUGGAAUAAAAUACAUAUUGACUUUAUCUACCUACACUAGUUAGAACAGGCUCAAUAAAGAAUUUAAGGUCUUUUCAUGGACAUUAGUUAAAAGAAAAAAAAAAUUGCCAGGCAUAUUAGCUUACAUGGGGAGUUCCAACAUGUAGAAAGCUGAGGCAGACGAGCUCUGAAUUUGCUAUGAGUUGCAUAGCAAGACGCCAUCUUAAGAGACAAACCAAAUACAGAGAAAGAGUGUAAUCUUUGUUCACUCUUUAAGAUGAGGAAGCACAGAAAUAGUAGCAAAGCUUGGAAGCUUUCUUGUUGAGUCAGGUAUUGGGACAAAAUUAUGAAAACACCCUUUAAAGGCAUGUAAAACUUAUAAACUAAUGUUCAUAGCAAAAAUCUUGAGCAUUAAAAUGAAAUUCUGAUGUGCACACUUCAUUUCUGCUUUGAGUUCCUUUCAUUACUGUCCCUCUCUCCAUUUGAAACUUUGAAGCUAGGGUUGGGCUAGGGUUGUGAUGUUCAGAGGUUUAAGGGUCAUUCAUAGAUUGAAGUGAGUUCCAAACAUGAAAAGGAACCAUCUGUAGAUGAUGGCCUUGAGUGCACUUGAUCCUGUUUAUCUGGAAAAGAUUUUUGGUGGUGUUGGUGACGUUUGGUGGUGGUUGGUUGCUGGGUUUUGACGGAUUUGUCUCAACCUCCUGAGUGCUGAAAUUACAUGUGCUGUCAUGCCUAGUUUUAUUUGAAAGAAAUUUAAAACCUGAAUCCAGUCAUUCUUGGUUAUGUAUAAAAAGUACUGGUCUUCGUAGUGGCUAGGCUGCAUCCUUUCCUGCAGGCUUUCUUAACACACAUUUGUUAAGAUCAAACCUGAAUAAAACUACAUGUUAAUAUGAAAAAUAUGCAUGUCUUUAUUUUCUAAGUCUAUAAUUUAAAGAGUAUAUUAUUAUAAUCCUAACUGAUAAGCAUACAUGCAGGCCUCUGUUUUUUGAAAUGAUGCAACAGUAGAAAAUAAGGGACUUUUCUUACAUAUUUUUAUUUAAUAUGAAUUUAUCUGGGAGUUUGAUACAUAGGUAUAGGCUCAGUAUAAAUGAUAUAAUACAGAAAGUAUAUUAGUUGUAUUAAUGUGUGCCUUUCAUUUACAUACAGUAUGUAAAAAAUCUUUUUGUGCUACCACCACUUAUUUGGUGAAAUGUUCUUAAAAGUAUUGUGAUGUUUUUCAAUUAUAAAUUCAUAAGUAUUUUAUCAAUUCAAAAGUAAAUGUAGUCCUGCUUUCUGUCAACUAUUCAUUUGUUAUAAUUCUUUAUGUCUCUUAGCUGCUUCAAAUCCAGGCCUUUUCACCCCUUUCAACUGGGUUUAAAAGGUUUUGCUUCUUUGUAUUAUAUGAUGUGAACUUCCCCAUAUUACAACAUUUAAAAAUUUUUACUUUAAAGAGGUAGUAGUAUAUAAUAAAAAAAUAUAAAAAUUAUUUGAAGUUUGAAAUUAUUUAAAGAUUGAUUAUUAGUUAAUUUUCUAAGAAUGCAUAUGAGGUUAAUCUCAUGGUAAGAAAAUGCUUCAAGGUGGGACCUGAGGAGUUCAUGUUUAGCGUGAAGCAACUGUAGCCAAGUGUUUGUGUUCUCCUUUACUGUACAGGUUCCCCAUAUACCUGUGUCUAUAAAGCACAGGGCUGUGAAAUUUGACCUGUUACAUUAUAUUGAAUUUCUUAGAUUUCAUUAUGAGAAUGAGUUAAGCAGGAAUAACAAGUUGUGUUUUACGAAGUGAACAAACCAAAAUGGUAACCUGCCUGCUGCUUUUGGCAGCUGGAAUAAGACCAGCUUAUUCUUGGUUCUACGGCAGCUCCUGUUGAUUGUUUGAUGGCUGGAAAGGACCAUGGUGUCACAGAGUUCUGGACUGUGAAAGCUCAGAUGUGUUCUACCACCAAGAAUGACUGACCUGUCAUUGGGUGCAAAAGUCAGCAUUGUGGUAUGAGCUAAAUUAAUUGAAUUUCUACUGAAUUUUGGAUAACUGUUUUGUAAUUUGCCAACCAACGUUGUACUUGGUACAGUCCCUUUGUAGUGAGUUUGACUAUUGUCUUAAAUGUAUGUGCUAAGAUAACUGAAAAAACUAAAAUCAUCCAUCUCAGUGUUGAAAACAUUCUAAUAAAAUGCAUAUAGUAAAUGCUUCCUAA
Molecule: messenger RNA, 6752 nt
Organism: Meriones unguiculatus (Mongolian gerbil)
Lineage: Eukaryota; Metazoa; Chordata; Mammalia; Rodentia; Muridae
Gene: Ppm1k
Product: protein phosphatase, Mg2+/Mn2+ dependent 1K
Exons: 7
Coding region: 316-1329 (337 amino acids)
Biological process (GO): protein dephosphorylation
Molecular function (GO): protein serine/threonine phosphatase activity; cation binding
Source: RefSeq, a predicted model, not a curated record